This is a messenger RNA of Cydia splendana, 2388 nucleotides long. Its product is annotated as fatty-acid amide hydrolase 2-A-like. Bases 294 to 1862 code for a protein of 522 amino acids. Lineage: Eukaryota; Metazoa; Arthropoda; Insecta; Lepidoptera; Tortricidae. Gene Ontology annotation, cellular component: endomembrane system. The record is from RefSeq and is a predicted model, not a curated record. The transcript has 12 exons.
AAACCGGAACGCAUAUCUUGAUUGAUUUGUUGUUUCUCUGUUUGUGAAUGAAUUUGGUUUACAUGGUUCAAAAAUAUUGCGGUUUAUAUGAUCAAAAUGAGUGAAAAUAUUGAACCGAUUAAGCUUGAGCUCACGCUUCAGCUUCACCAUGUAUUUUGCUAACAGUUUCUAGAGACAGAAAGGAAAGUGCUUUGUUUCUGGAACUACAAGGUGCCUGCUGGAUUUAAUUCAUACUGAAUUUUAUUUGGUGGCCAUGGAUUUUACUACUUUAGAAAGAAUGGGGCAUUUCUUUGAUGGAAGUAGGCGUGCGGAUAGUGGGCGUGAUCCUCCGUCUGAUAAACUUCCUUCUGCACCCGCUGUUCUGGCUGGCGUCCGCCCGAGGCCCGAAGCUGCGGGUACCUCCACCGAAGCCCUUGCACCUCCGAAGCGCCACCGAUCUAGCCCGAGCCGUCAAAGAUGGAGAGAUGACAAGUGAAGAACUAGUGUCAGCUUUCAUCGAGCGUGUCAAAGAGGUUAACCCGAUCCUCAACGCCGUAGUCGGCGAGAGAUAUGCAUUAGCUCUCGCGGAAGCAAAGGAGGUGGACCGACAGAUAGAAGUGGCGAGAAGAAAUGGGAAGUCUCAAGAGAUCUUCCAGAAGAAACCGCUGCUGGGUGUUCCUUUUACGGUCAAAGAGAGCUGUUCUCUUGCUGGUAUGUCAAACUCCGUCGGCUGCCUGGAGAACGCCGGGAGCCGCGCCACGACCGACGGAGCAGCUGUCAGACUGGUCAAAGAAGCUGGUGCUAUACCCCUGCUAGUAUCCAAUACUCCAGAGCUCUGCCUUGGGUGGGAGACGACUAACCUGCUCAACGGGACGACGAAUAAUCCUUAUUGUGUUAGUCAUACACCGGGCGGAUCAUCGGGUGGAGAGGGCGCUCUGCUGGCGUGCGGUGCAUCAGUAUUCAGCGUGGCUUCAGACAUCGCUGGCUCCAUUCGGCUGCCGGCAGCUUUCUGUGGCGUUUUUGGACAUAAGCCUACACCAGGUAUCAUCCCAAUAGAAGGCCACAUCCCCACCCUGAAUGACGAGAACUACCCCAAAUUCCUGACAGUCGGGCCCAUGACCAGAAAAGCAGAAGAUUUACCCCUCCUCCUCAACAUAAUGGCUGGAGAAAACAGAAGCAAGUUCAGAUUGGACGAGCCAGUGGAUAUUAACAAGCUUAAGGUGUUAUACAUGACGGAAGCAACAGACGCAAUACCGCUGAUGCCGGUGCACGGCGGCAUCAAGCAGGCCGUGCGCGCCGCCGCGCGGUACCUGGGCGAGUGCGGCGCCGCCGUCAGCCAGGAAAAGUUUGAAGAGCUGGAAAACUCGGUGGAAUUAUCAAUAUCAGUAUUCUUUUCUAUGAAAGAUAUACCGAACAUGCUGCAAGACCCGACUAAUCCGAAGCGUCAACGCAGCCUCCUAGUAGAACUACUAAAACACAUAGUCGGUGGUGCGACACGCUCGCUCCAAGCAUUGGGAUUCACUCUCAUAGACAAAACCAACUUAUUUAUACCUGAACAUCGGCGGAGCCAUUACUGCGAGAGGGCAGACAAACUUAGAGAACACAUAACGCGGACCCUAGGCACGGACGGAGUAUUCCUGUACCCAGUGUUCACUGGCCCUGCUCAUCGCCACCAUGAAGUAUUCUCCAGAGCAUCGGGGGUGCUCUACACCAUGCUGUUCAACGUGCUCGGGCUGCCCGCCACCGCCGUGCCUGUGGGGCUGUGCGGGGACCUGCCACUCGCCAUACAGGUGAUCGCGGGCCCGAAUCAAGACCGCUUGUGCAUAGCGGUCGCUAAACAACUGGAGAUCGGCUUCGGGGGAUGGAGGCAUCCCAGACACUAGGCCAAGAUUCACGCAAAGCGACUAGAAUACAACUACGACGACAUAAAGGAAUAACUACAAGAUACAUCAUUAUUAUAGCCUGACUAACCAAUUUGUGUGGAGAAAAAGGCGCGAAAUUUCAAAUGUUGCAUGAGAGAUAGAUCCCGGCUAUAUUUUCUUUGGCGCCAUUCUACUGACAAAAAUGGUUUGUUAUCAAAUCUAGCAUUUAGCACGUGAUAAACCUAAAUUUAUUAUUAAGAAAAAAACGUAGCUAAAGCCCCUCUUACAUGUGGAGUUUUACAAAAAUUAGCUUUGCAUAUAAAUUAGCAUUGACAACUAUUUAGUUUUAAAAUUUUAUGAUAAUACUUUCGAAUUUAAACUGUUGUGAGACAUACUAACAUUGAAUAAUUUAACGGUUUAGACUCACUUGUUUUAACCACAACACAGUACACACACACACACACAAUACGCGAUACACGGCCGUCGUGAACGCUGCUCGCACUGUUAGUGCUUGAGAAAUGAGACCUAGACUCUCCGAAACAUGUCA